Molecule: messenger RNA, 699 nt
Organism: Chondrus crispus (carragheen)
Lineage: Eukaryota; Rhodophyta; Florideophyceae; Gigartinales; Gigartinaceae
Exons: 1
Coding region: 1-699 (232 amino acids)
Source: RefSeq, a predicted model, not a curated record
AUGGUCUCCGCAAAGUUUAUCGCGUGCCUCGCCCUCUUCUUCUCCGCCGCCCUCGCCGGCGCCGCCCCCCGCCGCAUCGUCAACGUCGUCAAAAACCUCGUCCCCAUCACCCGCCAGUCCGAGACCAGUGAAUUCGCCGUCACCGAGACCACCACCGGCUUCGGCCGUAUCACCAGGGUCGGCGUCAGUGUUGUCCGAGGCGCCAACGCCACCCUAAAUUUCGACGUUACCGUCACCGCCAUCGAUGCUGAGACCAUCAACAGCAUGAGCUCCUCCUUCGUCGAGACUCUCACCGCCGAGGAGCGCGUUCAGUUCGAAGAGCUCGUCAGCAAUUUCGACGGCUCCCUCAACCUUCCCAUCUUUGAGCUCUUGGGCCUGAACUUCGCUGAGAGCAUCAGUACCGAGCAGAUCGCCGAGGCUGCCAGGAGCAUCGAGAACUUCGAAACGAAAUCCAGCGCCGUCGAGGAGAUCCUCGAGAGCGUCGUCGACAGCCGCAUCAGGAUCACCGGUACCUUGUCAGCCACCGGUCAGAGCAACAUCCCGACUGUCGCUUUCGCUUUCAUCGAGCUCUCCACCGUUACAUUCGAUGACGGAAGCGACCUUGUGGUGGUGUCCAGCAACCCGUCUGACGUGGUUGCUGCGGAUAGCGAGGGUGCCGUUCAGCCGUCUGAGGUUGAGAGGAUCAACAUUCUCUUCUGA